Periophthalmus magnuspinnatus is the source of this 3275-nucleotide messenger RNA. RefSeq names its product SLAIN motif-containing protein 2-like. Gene Ontology annotation, cellular component: microtubule plus-end. The transcript is spliced from 8 exons. Bases 1 to 1248 code for a protein of 415 amino acids. Gene Ontology annotation, biological process: microtubule nucleation; cytoplasmic microtubule organization; positive regulation of microtubule polymerization. The record is from RefSeq and is a predicted model, not a curated record. Lineage: Eukaryota; Metazoa; Chordata; Actinopteri; Gobiiformes; Gobiidae.
AUGCAAAAGUGUUACCUGGCCAGCCACACUGGUCAAAACAAAGUGGCCCUGAAGCGCAGGAGCUUGUAUGGCAGUCCAUACAGUCAGGUGGGCUAUGGGAGUCCGUAUGGCUCAAACACAGCUAACAGUCCGUACAGCAGUGGCUUCAACUCGCCCUCGUCCACGCCCGCCAGAGUCCCCAUCGUGAGACAGCAGCUCCUGCCCACAAAUACAGUUUACCAGCGUAACUCGUCAGCGGACAGGAACCCUCCAGCCGUGAGCCCACAGUCGUCUGUGGACAGUGAGCUGAGCACGUCGGAGAUGGACGAGGACUCUGUGGGCUCCUCCAACACGUACAAACUCAACGACGUCACCGAUGUGCAGAUACUCGCCCGCAUGCAGGAGGAGAGUCUGAGGCAGGAAUAUGCUGCCACAGCUUCUCGCCGCAGCUCGGGCUCGUCCUGUCACUCUCUGAGACGCAGCACCUUCAGUGACCAGGAACUGGACGCCCACAGCCUGGAGGACGAGGAAGACGCCGUGCACCCAGCAUUCCAUCUGCCUUCCUCACGCUUUAGCCCCUCCCCACGACACUCCCCUCGCGUCUCCCCCCGAAACUCCCCCCGCUCCAGGUCUCCGGCCCGCUCCAUUGACUACAGCCACGGCAGAGGGUCCCCACAGCCAAUGAUCAGCCGCCUCCAGCAACCCAGACACUCACUACAAGGGCACAGCCAUGACCUGCAAACCAAUGUAGUCAAGAAUGAAGAAAAGCUGCGACGUAGUCUUCCUAACCUGACGCGGACGUCGGGGGCAGUGUCCCAGAGUCCAGAGCCGGUGAAAAACAGCCGCAGCGUUGAGUCCAACCUCCAAGUGCCAAAUGGUUCACCACGCCAUCAGAAUCAGUCUGCCACAGCAGCUCCUCACUCCAGACAGCAGAGCCCCUCUUCCCGCACCUCCCCAAAAACCAAACAGCACCUCAAAAGUCCUGCUGCCCUCAGAGUCCCAUCUCCCAGUAAACUUAGGACUCCUGCCACUCCGUCACCUCUCGCCCUGAGGCAGCCUGUUAAAGCCACCUCUACCCCAAACUCUGCCUCCUCCACGCCCACACGCUCCCUGGCUACAUCCCGUUCUGGUCUACCCCGCCCCAGUGCCCCAGCAGGGGGAGGAGGAGGGAUACCUGUACCCCGCAGCAAACUGGUGCAGCCUGUACGCAGAUCUCUGCCUGCCCCACGGACCUACAGCGGGGAGAAUUGGAGAGAGGGUUGUUACUAAGGCCGACCAGUAGGGGGUACCCCAGGCUUACUUUUAAAACCGGAGGAAGACAUCACAACAUGGCACUUUACCUUCCUCAGCAUUUUUAGCCAAGAGAAGAGAGAACAAAUGUAAAGAUGGACAUUGGGGGCCCUGUGCAUUUUGUCUGAGGCGUAGAAAAACACUGGUCCUGUCACCGUCUCCUGCUCUUUCACCUCCCUCAGGUCGAGCCAAAUGCAUUUCUGACAUGUUUUUGUGUUUGGAUGUUGGUGAGGUGAUAGUCUCUAUGGGCACAUCCUAUUUCUUAAUACUUGUCUCCUCAACUCUUCAGCUGAUGAUCCCCUCUACUGAGCAGUAUCCUUUAGGUACAACCAUGUCCAUCUUGGCAGGGCUGAACAAUCAAUCAAAAGUACAAUUUUGGAUUCAGCUGUGGCUAGUACUAGUAGAGUCUAGACUCCCAGUAAGAAGGUCUGUGGUUAAAUUCCUGGUCUGGGUGGGUGGUUCAAGGUUAAUUUAGCUGGGUGGUCAAGGACCAUACCUAGCUGGAGAUGGAAAUGGCUUGCCUCCGCAGUGGCAUUGAGAAAUUGGUCAAAUUCAUAAAACAGAGACAAUAGAGUAUGUGUCACUGUACUCACAAAGUUAUGUCUUCUGCAACAGAAAUCAGUUUGCAGUCUUACUGCUACAAAACCAGCUCACUCUGUCCUUUAGGCUUUACAUAUAUACAGUACAUAAAGUAAGUUACUGUUACAUAAACACAAUAAAGGGUGGAAAUGCUAUAAUGAUAUACACAGAGUAUAUAGUUGAAUCAGAGUGAGAGAAUUUUACUGCAGAGAAAUGAGGGGCUGAGGAUUUGAAGAUGCAAGUACAGAGAAAUGUGAUUUGGCCGUGUUGACGCUGUGCAGGUGAUAUGUCCCGUUACGUUUUAUGUCCCAGGAAUUGAACAGCACCUCUAUGUGGCUACUACAUGAGUCAGUACUCUUGUGAAAUCUGCCAGAUUGUAUGCACAAAUGUUUUUUGAAAAUUAUUUAUUGAAAAUUAUUUAAGAUUCAUAUCAGUAUUUGCUUUGAUAUUUCAAUUGUUGGAACCUCAGCUGAUUUUCCAAAGUCUUCUGUUUUUUGAUCAGGGUUUAUGAUACAAAUUCACAGCCAAAGCCCCAGUGCAUUUUGUACCAAUGUUUGCCAAAAUACUAAAAUACAACAUUUUUUCAGUUCAUGUCACAACAAAGUAAUCAAAACUAUAUCAAAAUGAAGUAUUUUAUUUUGUUUCAAACCUCAAACCUGCUCAACCAUUUGAUGUCUCUAGAUAAGGCACUACAGGAUAAUAGGGAGUUUUAAAGAUAUUUUUAUAACAUUUAAUAAGAAAAAAAAAUCCGAUUUACGAAUUGAAAUUGUGAAACACAUGCUCAUUAAAUAUGUUAAAAGAAGAGCUUUAAAAAAAAAAAUCCUUAAUAUUAACAUUGAACAAUUCUAAGACUAUUAAUUCCUCCUGUUGUGCCUCUUCUUUAUGCAGAUUUAAUCCAAUUUUCUGUUGCCUGUAGAAACAGGGUGCUUUGGCUUUAUCUCUGGUGCCACGACGAAGGCGUGCCAGUGUUGGAGAGUAUGCUCUGAACUGAAGUGGUGGAUCCUAUUAUCAAACCAGUGCCUAAUUUAACAUUUUUAUUAAGUUUAACUCAUUUAUUUUGUUUGUCUUUAUUUUGUGCCAUGUUUCAUUUUGAGUUGCUGCAUCUGCUUGAAUGAUUUGCUUGCCUGCUUGAUGUUAAUAAUUGUAUUAAAAGAAACAAAAAAACAUUUAUAAUUGCUUUAAAACAAAAUAUGCGCCUUCAUAUUUAUAACUACAGUACUUAAGCAUCUGCAAAUGAAGAUAUUUAUUAAAGAGAGGUGCCUCUGUCAAAGUGUAUUUAGUGGGAGCUCAAAGGAAUGUGCAAAAAGACCACACCUUUUGUGUGACUGUUUUUGUUAUUACACUUUUUUUAUAUCUACAAACAUGAACUUGAGUUUUCCCUGUAAAGUCACAUUUAAAAAUAAAAGUGGAAAAAUUGUCUCUUCUUG